Molecule: messenger RNA, 3636 nt
Organism: Tyto alba (common barn owl)
Lineage: Eukaryota; Metazoa; Chordata; Aves; Strigiformes; Tytonidae
Gene: SOAT1
Product: sterol O-acyltransferase 1
Exons: 16
Coding region: 119-1774 (551 amino acids)
Biological process (GO): cholesterol efflux; cholesterol metabolic process
Cellular component (GO): endoplasmic reticulum membrane
Molecular function (GO): fatty-acyl-CoA binding; cholesterol O-acyltransferase activity; cholesterol binding
Source: RefSeq, a predicted model, not a curated record
GGGCGCGCGGCGGAGGCGGGAAGCGGCGGCGGGGCGGUCGGCGCGCGCGCGCGCGGAGGAGGCGGCGGUGGCGGCUGCUGCUGGUGCUGCGGGCUCGGUCGCCCUGAGCUAGGCAACAAUGGCAGGUGAAGAUUGUGUAAGAAAACGCCAGUCUGGCUCCGCUACCACCUGCAAGACUCCUGAGAACGAAGAAACUCAGAGGAGACCUGAGAGUGAGAGGUCGUUUCAAAACUCAAGCAAUGGCCGAGUUGAUGUCGACCAUGUGAUAACAAGGAAAAUGCAGCUAAUAGCAGAAGCUGAGCAAUUGAAGCCAGUUUUCAUGAAGGAAGUGGACAGUCACUUCACAGAGUUUGUGAACAGUUUGGUGGCAAAAUCAGCACUCCUGGAUUCCUCAUCUUCAGCCUCCCUCUUCCCAGCUUCCGGCUCAGAGAAGGAACUGCACAAAGCCAAGACCUUGAGGGCCCCUCCAGAACAUGGGAAGAUUUUUACUGCCAGGAGAUCCCUCUUGGAUGAGCUGUUUGAAGUGAGUCACAUCAGGACAAUCUACCACAUGUUCAUCGCUCUUCUCAUUGUCUUCAUCCUCAGCACACUUUUAGUAGACUUCAUUGAUGAAGGAAGGCUGGUCCUAGGAUUUGAUCUCUUGGUCUUUGUUUUUGGGAAGUUCCCAGUCGUCUUCUGUACCUGGCUGUGCAUGUUCUGUGCCACGGUUUCUGUUCCAUACAACCUUUUCGUCUGGUGGGCCCAAGGCUACUGCAGUUCCUCCCAUCGUGUAAUCCGCUCUGUUUUCUAUGGGAUGUUGUUCACGCUCUUCCAAACAGCUGGGCUUGGAUUUGGACCAACCUAUAUUGCUGUAUCAUAUGCCCUGCCUCCAGCUUCCCGUUUUAUUGUAAUACUGGAACAGGUUCGCCUUGUUAUGAAGGCUCAUUCAUUUGUCCGGGAGAAUGUGCCCAGAGUCCUGUCCUCUGUAAAGGACAAGUCCAACACAGUACCUAUUCCCAGAAUUUCUCAGUACCUCUACUUCCUCUUUGCUCCCACCCUCAUCUACAGAGACAACUAUCCCAGGAAUCCCACGAUAAGAUGGGGCUAUGUAGCUACCAAAUUUGCACAGGUGCUUGGUUCACUUUUCUAUGCCUACUACAUCUUUGUGAGACUCUGCAUUCCUCAGUUUCGCAACAGUAGUCAAGAAACCUUCAAUCUUCGAGGGCUGGUCCUCUGCAUCUUCAACUCCAUUCUGCCAGGUGUACUGAUUCUCUUCCUGGUUUUCUUUGCGUUCCUUCACUGUUGGCUUAAUGCAUUUGCUGAGAUGCUGCGCUUUGCAGAUAGGAUGUUCUACAAGGAUUGGUGGAACUCCACUUCCUAUGCAAACUACUACCGAACAUGGAAUGUGGUAGUACAUGACUGGCUCUAUUACUAUGCCUACAGGGACUUCCUUUGGUUUUUUGGUAAGAAGUUCAAAGCAGCAGCUAUGCUAUCUGUCUUCACAGUAUCAGCUGCUGUGCACGAAUACGUUCUGAGCAUCUGCUUUGGCUACUUCUAUCCAGUCCUCUUUUGCCUGUUUAUGUGCUUUGGAAUGGUCUUCAACUUCAUCCUUAAUGACCGUCGGAAAGGGCCCAUCUGGAACGUGAUCAUGUGGACGUCCCUCUUCCUGGGCCAAGGUGUCAUCAUUUGCCUCUACAGCCAGGAGUGGUAUGCCCGCCAGUACUGCCCUAUGGAAAAUCCCACGUUCCUGGAGUACUUAAAACCACGCUCAUGGUCAUGUCAUACGAAGAUGUAAAAAUGGUAUAUUCUGGCCGUGUCAUCACAGAAAAUCAGAGUUGUCCUCCAAGUAUUUGGACCAAUGACCUAACUCGCUAUGGACUUUUUCCAAGGAAAGUUGUGCCUCCUGAUUAUUGGGGAGAAACUGUAAUUUUUUUAAACAUUACUGGGGCAAACCAGUUGACCUGGAUUGCAACAGGCUUCACAGGCAGCAUCCACUACAUGCUGUCCUACUUUGAGCCAUUUCCAUGCCAGUAAAACAUUGAGCUGAAGGUGGAGUCUACUGGAAUCCUACUCAUCCAGGGGUCCCCCCAUGUUGCUGCUCUUCUGGACAAUAGUCUAGUCAGAUUUUUGCUAGUAGCUCAUUGUUGGCAUCCGUCCAUCUUCCUUAGCCAACUACUUUUUGCAUUUUUUUUUCUCCCUUUUGGUAUUGGGAUGUCUACAAAACUUCUAUUCUUUGUGAUCCUGUCUGCUGCUAUGAUGCAGACAAGUGGCAGAGCAACAGAAUAUUUGCCUCCUUGCUCUGAAAAUAGCCAAAGUAUUCCUGGAUGGCUUUGAACUGUUUUCUAUGCAUGUUGGCUGCCUACAGAUUUAAAAUGGGCAGAGGAAGAGGGGAUUGACAACUUACUUGUGGCUGCACUGGAGAAUCAGGUUCAGAAGCAGGGCACAGUGUGUGCAGCCUUUGUAUGACUUUUUACACUGAAAAUUUAUGUUUUCUUUGUAUUCAUUAAGUUUCUAACUGACAGCAUUUUUGUUCUCUGAAGACCUUUGUGAGGAAUAGUUUUUCUUCUAGCACUUUCUUUCUCUUGCUCCAGAUAAUCACUUCUUUUAACCCAAUUAACUGUAAAAGAGCUUUUGCUUUAAUUUGGCAGGUGCUUUAAGGUAUACAAGUUAUUAAGGCUUUCUUUAGUGAAAAAGAUUUGAAAUGCUACGACCCAACUGUAAGAAAAUACAAUCGACUUUGCAGGUACAUAGCGUGUUCCCAUCUGAAAUGGCCACGUCCAGGUCAAUGUGCCGGCACGUCCUGGUGCCUCUCGCCAACGUGUUGUAGCAGCUCCUGACACAGUUGGUGGGAAAUGUGGGGUGAGCCAGUUCCUGGAGUCAGAGCUGCUUUUUUCACCUGCCCGUGUCUGCUCUUAGGGCAGUGGGGGCUUCAGGUGGAGAUGAGUUUCCUAGGUAUUGCCCUCUUCUUUCUGAAGAGGUAGGACAUCCUCUCCUACACACGGCUAAAGAGAGAAGCAUUAUGUGGAUUUGGUGGUUCAAUAUCUAUUAAUUGGGCAAAGUCCCCUUCAGUUUCCUUGUUCUGUCAGAUGCUAAGCACAAAAGGGAACUUAGAUAGUGUCUGGGAAUGUGUAUCUCCGGUUUGACAGGAACUGCAGCUCCUAUUAUCGGAGAGGGAGGGUGACCUAGUGGAAGUACCCUAACUUUGGUCACAGGGAUUUCUAAAUUACUCAGAUGUUCUUUGCUGGCACUUUUUAGUGACAGCUUUUCCUUACUCACCUACAGCCUAGGUAUUUGACACCAGCAGUAUUGGGACUAUUGAGGGACUAGUCUCCCAGUCCACUACAGACUAUCUUUUGGGCUUCUGUUUUUACUACCCUGAGACAAAAGUAAUUUUGUGAAAGCUAGGCAAUACUUAAACUCUUCCCGGUUUUCAGUUUUCUGAAAGAAGGAAUCCCGCUCUUCAGAAAGGACAUUGUGUCAGGUCAAAUUUGCCAAAUACAGUGUUGGCGUGUGUGGCUCUCCUCUGGAAAUAUCUCCUACAAUAACUUGGUUGAAACAGGUGGGUUAAUUUCAGAGGAAGGGGAUUCAUGUAUAUACUCAAACUUGGCAGUAUUAGUAUAUAAAACCCUCAGAAUUAAAUGGAUUACUUUAUCCUCA